Messenger RNA from Arvicanthis niloticus (Nile rat), 2825 nucleotides. RefSeq names its product adhesion molecule with Ig like domain 2 (gene Amigo2). Gene Ontology annotation, cellular component: membrane. Gene Ontology annotation, biological process: brain development. Gene Ontology annotation, molecular function: protein binding. NCBI's taxonomy places the organism in Eukaryota, Metazoa, Chordata, Mammalia, Rodentia, Muridae. The record is from RefSeq and is a predicted model, not a curated record.
GCGCGGGAUAAAAGGCGGGCGGCGGGCGCGGGAGCCCGGGCCCUGCAGCCUGCGAGCGCCACCGGCGGGCCGGCUUCCCCCGCCGCCCACCCCGCUCCCGGCGCGGCCGAGCUCCGGCGGUACCUGCAGCCGAGCGAGAGAGCCGGGGAGCCCGCGCCGCCGCCACGAAACUCGCCAAAGUUGAGAGGCUGCCGCCCACCGGGAGCCGGAGGGAAGGUGCGAGCGCGCAGGGCGCGAACCAGCAGGCGGACGCGCGGACCUUCCGAGCGCACCGCCGUCGGCGGCCUCUCCCGAGCCGCUGCGGCUUCCCAGCGCUGUGAGUGGUCGGCUAGACCGACGGCUGGCUAAAUCAGUGGGAAGCUGAGCUGGUGAGAAGCGACUGGCAAGAGACUCAGAGGCGACCAUAAUGUCGUUAAGGUUCCACACACUGCCCACCCUGCCUGGAGCUGUCAGACCGGGUUGCAGAGGGCUGCUGUGUUUGUUGGUGAUCGCAGUGAUGGUGAGCCCCAGCGCCUCAGGAAUGUGUCCCACUGCUUGCAUCUGUGCCACCGACAUUGUCAGCUGCACCAACAAGAACCUGUCUAAGGUGCCUGGGAACCUUUUCAGACUGAUUAAAAGACUGGAUCUGAGCUAUAACGGAAUCGGACUGCUGGAUGCUGACUGGAUGCCAGUGUCCUUUGUCAAACUGAGCACCCUGAUUCUUCGCCACAACAACAUCACCAGCGUUUCCACCGGCAGCUUCUCCACAACUCCAAAUUUAAAGUGUCUUGACUUAUCAUCCAACAGGCUGAAGUCAGUGAAAAGUGCCACGUUCCAAGAGCUGAAGGUUCUGGAAGUGCUUCUGCUUUACAACAACCGAAUUUCCUCUCUGGACCCGGCAGCGUUCGGAGGGCUCUCCCACUUGCAGAAACUCUACUUGAGUGGGAACAUGCUCACACAGUUCCCUAUGGAUUUGUAUGUUGGGAGGUUCAAGCUGGCCGACCUGACAUUUUUAGACGUUUCUUAUAAUCGAAUCUCUUCCAUACCAAUGCACCAUAUAAAUUUAGUGCCGGGCAAACAACUGAGAGGCAUCUACCUUCACGGGAACCCGUUUGUCUGUGACUGUUCUCUGUACUCACUGCUGAUAUUUUGGUACCGUAGGCACUUUAGCUCUGUGAUGGAUUUUAAGAAUGACUACACCUGUCGCCUGUGGUCUGACUCCAGACACUCUCACCAGCUGUUCCUCCUCCAGGAGAGCUUUCUGAACUGUUCUUACAGCGUUAUCAACGGCUCCUUCCACGCACUCGGCUUUAUCCACGAGGCUCAGGUUGGGGAAAGGGCGAUUGUCCACUGUGACAGCAAGACUGGGAAUGGAAAUACUGAUUUCAUCUGGGUCGGUCCGGAUAACAGACUGCUGGAGCCAGAUAAAGACACGGGGAACUUUCGUGUGUUUUACAACGGAAGUCUGGUUAUAGAGAACCCCGGUUUUGAGGACGCCGGAGUUUAUUCUUGUAUCGCAAUGAACAGGCAGCGUCUGUUAAAUGAGACCGUGGAUAUCAUGAUAAACGUGAGCAAUUUCACCGUAAACAGAUCCCACGCCCACGAGGCCUUUAACACGGCCUUUACCACCCUGGCUGCCUGUGUGGCUAGUAUAGUUCUAGUGUUACUGUAUCUGUACCUGACACCGUGCCCGUGCAAAUGUAAAGCCAGGAAACAGAAAAACACACUGAACCAAAGCAGUGCUCACUCGUCCAUUCUCAGUCCCGGCCCCACUAGUGAUGCCUCUGCUGAGGAACGGAAGGCAGGUAAAAGAGUGGUGUUUUUGGAGCCCCUGAAGGAUACGGCGGCGGCGGGACAGAAUGGGAAGGUGAAGCUUUUCCCCAGUGAGACUGUUAUAGCCGAGGGCAUCUUAAAGUCCACCAGGGCAAAAUCUGACUCAGACUCAGUCAAUUCUGUGUUCUCAGACACACCCUUUGUGGCAUCCACUUAACUGGGUGCCUGUGUUCGUCUGCUGUCGUGAUUUAAUCUCUUCCUUGCUCAACUUUGGUCUGCAGAAUUAAUAGCAGGACAGAAACUGUUUUGUCUUUUGAGAUGAAACCAAAGGGUGUCUUUUAAGAUGGUUGCCAGGAAGUGAGGCAAAGCACACUGGUUGCUUCUCGUGCUGGGUAAAGAGGCAGUGGACUCUGAGAGUUUUAAGUUCCUGACAACAGCGUCUUAGCCUUCAGCAUCCUUGAGGAUUUCAAAGCCGGCUUGAAGGCAAUAGGACUGGCCAUUAUCUCUUUAUUUGGUUAUCUUGAAGAAAAAAAUAAAGCUAUGUGUUAGCAUUCUUUAAAAAUAGAAUCUUUUGACUUACUAGAACCAAAGUUGGGCUGAGCUAAGUCUCUUUUUUUUUUUUUUUUAAAGAAAAACAUUACUGGCUUCUUUCCCUUUUAAAAGAUCUAGAAGGAGGGAUUGGUUAUUUAUAAAGCAUAAAGUUAGCCUAGAGGUUUUUCAGCCAAAACCAUCAUUUCAGACCAGAAUAGGCAAACAUAUAAUAUCCACAGGAUUGUGCCCCAUCCCAUGUAGUGUAAAGAGCCGUAGCUGUUUAGCUGUCUUCUCCGUAGUCUCUGCAUCCUGGUACAGAAGAUCUCACCGAAACAGUAGAGGUGUCAUUAUUUGUUGCCAAGAAUAUGUGUCAGUACCAAAAUGUCUGAGUAACUCCCUAAACCUUCAUCGUAGCAGACUCGUGUCUGUCCGUCUGCUUGUGUAUAUGUAGAACCUGAAGUUAUAUGGACGCCUGAGUAGACCCCAGUGUACUGUGUCUCACACUUUUAAGUCGCUGUAAAUACAUGUGCUUUGUGACUUGA